CCUCGCCCCCCCCCCCCCGCCGGCCAUGAUCGAGGUGUCGGCGGCGCUGCUCCGCGGGGCGGUCUUCCUGGCCGGGGAGCCCCUCGAGUGCCUCGUCACGCUGCGCAACCCGCUGCCGCCCGACGCCACGUCCGCCUCCAGUGAAAUGCUGGCCUGGGCCAGCGCUCAGAUCCACUGCCAGUUCCACGCCAGCGAGAGCCGGGUGGCUCUGCCCCCUUCGGAAGACAGCCGGCACGACGUCCAGGCCGAGAACGAGACGGUUUUUGUCCCCAACAGAGGGGAGCGGGGCCACUGCAUCCUGUCCACCCCCCCAAAGAUCCUCUUCUGUGACUUGCGACUGGAUCCAGGAGAGUCCAAAACCUACUCCUACUGUGAGACGCUGCCGGUGGACGGCCCCCCCUCCUUCCGGGGGCAGGCGGUCAAGUACGUCUACAAGCUGACCAUCGGCUGCCAGAGGGUCAACUCGCCCAUCAAGCUCCUUCGCGUCCCCUUCCGGGUGCUGGUGCUGCAUGCUCAUGCAGCCUCUCCCUCCGCAGGACUGAAGGACUACCAGUGCCCCCAGGACGAGGCCGUGGCCCCCUCCAACCCCUUCCUGGAGGAGGAGGAGGGGACCAAGAAGGAUUCCCGGCUGGCCGACUUGGCCACCGAGCUGCUGAUGGCGGCCACCUCCAGAAGGAGCCUCCACUUGUACAACAUCAGCAAUUCCCGCGGCAAAGUGGGCACCUUCUGCAUCUUCAAGGCCGUCUACAAGAUUGGCGAAGACAUUGUGGGCACCUUCAACUUCUCUGAAGGGGACAUCCCAUGCCUGCAGUACCUGGUGAGCCUGCAGACGGAGGAGCGGAUCCAGGAGGCUUUCCAGCACCGGCGCGGGCAGCCCGUCUCCUACAGCACCCACGCCCGCCACCAGGAGUCCUGCCUGCACACCUCGCACACCAGCUUCAGCCUGCCCAUCCCGCUCAGCUCUGCCCCGGGGUUCAGCACCAACAUUGUGUCCCUGAAGUGGCGUCUGCAUUUUGAGUUUGUGACGUCCCGUGAGGCGUCGCAGCGGCAGGCCCCCCCGGAGGGCCCCCCCUCGGAAGAAGCCUCCCGGUGGUCGGGGGUGGAGCAGAUGGACGUGGACACCUUCAGCUGGGACCUGCCCAUCAAGGUCUUGCCCACCAACCCGCUCCUGGCCUCCUCCGUCUCCCAGGUCCCUGGCGCCAACUCCCUCACCAUCUGAGGGCUCCUCUGCGUGUCUGAGUGUCCUGUUCCUCCGUGUGGCCUCAGAGAGGCAUGAUCCUGAUGGGGGGGGGCUUUGGCUGGAAGGUCUGGGGUGCAAGCAGGGGGGGGGCUCUUCAGCUGGGCUCCCUCCCUCUCCCUGCCCCACUCCCCGCCUGGUGUGUGAAUUUCUCCCAUGGAGAAGGGGGCGCUGCCUCCAACCUGCCCUUGUCCUUUUUUCCAGAGUGUCGUGGGGUGGGGUGGG
Podarcis raffonei (Aeolian wall lizard) is the source of this 1462-nucleotide messenger RNA. RefSeq names its product RGP1 homolog, RAB6A GEF complex partner 1 (gene RGP1). The record is from RefSeq and is a predicted model, not a curated record. The transcript has 8 exons. Bases 26 to 1219 code for a protein of 397 amino acids. Lineage: Eukaryota; Metazoa; Chordata; Lepidosauria; Squamata; Lacertidae. Gene Ontology annotation, cellular component: Ric1-Rgp1 guanyl-nucleotide exchange factor complex; Golgi membrane. Gene Ontology annotation, biological process: retrograde transport, endosome to Golgi.